GUGUCACAGGAAGUGAUUUUAAUAUGACCUUGAAUUUAUCAGAAUACGUAUCACGAGUGGAAACAGCAUGGCGAAUAAAGAUCCAGGCGGUUUACUUCAGCAGCUCCGGCAGAUCGCUGGCAGAAUGUCUGCCGGUGGUCCUAAAGGAGCAGGCCUUGGCGUCAAACUGCUCAUUGGAGCCGGAGCCCUGGCCUAUGCUGUCAGAGAGGCGACGUACACAGUGGAAGGAGGGCAGAGAGCCAUCGUCUUUAACCGCAUUGGAGGGAUGCAGAUGGAUACAGUCCUGUCAGAGGGUCUCCACUUCAGGAUCCCUUGGUUUCAGUACCCCAUCAUCUAUGACAUCAGAGCAAGACCUAGGAAGAUUGCUUCCCUAACAGGAAGCAAAGACCUGCAGAUGGUGAACAUCUCGCUGCGUGUGUUGUCCCGGCCACUGGCCUCCAACCUGCCCUUUCUCUAUCAGCACCUGGGCAAGGACUACGAUGAGCGGGUGCUCCCCUCCAUCGUCAACGAGGUGCUCAAGAGUGUGGUGGCAAAGUUCAACGCAUCCCAGCUCAUCACGCAGAGAGCGCAGGUUUCCCUCCUGAUCCGCCGCGAGCUCUUUGAGCGAGCCAAGGACUUCAACAUCAUCCUGGAUGAUGUGGCUAUCACAGAGCUUAGCUUCAGCAAAGAGUACACAGCCGCCGUGGAGGCCAAGCAAGUUGCCCAGCAGGAAGCUCAGAGGGCACAGUUCUAUGUUGAGAAGGCCAAGCAGGACCAGAGACAGAAGAUCAUCCAGGCUGAAGGAGAGGCUGAGGCUGCUAAACUGCUGGGGGAGGCCGUUACCAAGAAUCCGGGUUACCUAAAACUCCGGAGGAUCCGCGCUGCCCAGAACAUCGCCAAGACGGUGGCUACAUCACAGAACAGAGUGUACCUCAAUGCUGACAGCCUGGUGCUGAACCUCCAAGAUGACAAUUUCAACAAUUUGUCGUUGGGGAAGUGAAUGGAGACCUCGUCCUUCAGAGAGCGAGGGAGUUUCAUGCAUUCCACACGUUAACCAUCGCCGCCACCAGAACUCCUGACCCCCCCCCCCCCCCCCCGUUUGAUUUCUACUCAGCCACUCAAGCAGCGUCUCCUCUCUGCAGUGCCUGUCCUUGAGUGUGUGUGUGCGUCUCCUCUCUGCAGUGCCUGUCCCUGAGUGUGUGUGUGUGUGUGUGUGCCCCUGGGCUCUGGGAACAUGGACUUGGGUGGCCUUAACAACAUCAGAACAGUGUGUUUGCCCCCCCCCCCCCCCUCCUCUGCCCUCUCCCAUCCUCCCUCCUUCUAUUCAGCACCCCUACCCUUAGGAGCAGUCUUUUGUUAAGCAUUGAUGGCAUCUUUGCUCAGAGUGGACAGUGAAGGUCAGAAUUUUUUUUUUUUUUUUUAGAUGAAGAUACCUCAACGAAUCACUGUCAUGUAGAACCAUCUCUGCAAUUUCAUGUACAUGCAUAUCUGUAUUUGUUUAGCUCUCUCUAAAGCCUGUUGUCAGGGCAGUGUGUGUGUGUGUGUGAGAGAGUGGUGUAAAUCAUUUGAACUCUUCUUAAGAGUAGGCUCCUGUGAGCGACCGGGUCCAGUUCAUCAGGAACUCGAACUAGACACUGAACACACAACCAGAGGCCACUGACAGCAAGAGUUUGUGUUUACACUUUGGCCGCAUUUGUGUUCUCAUGUGUCUCAAGGUGGCGUAAAGCAUGUGUGUUUUUUGGGGUGCAGGAGUUGGGUAGUGUAAUAAGAGCACACAAACAGAAUUUUGAUUAAAUGUUUAUUUUGGAGUGAAGAAGUGAAUAUGUGGUUCUUUGAGAAUCAAGGGGUGGUGUUGGGAAGAAAGUGUUCAUCUCGGGCCGUAUAUUUCUUAUAUUUACUAAAACGAAGGCAAUACUUCACCACAAACUCAAACCAAAAUCAAUAAAGAAUGAUGUUUUAUUCUGUA
Alosa sapidissima (American shad) is the source of this 1945-nucleotide messenger RNA. RefSeq names its product prohibitin 2a (gene phb2a). Gene Ontology annotation, biological process: mitochondrion organization. Lineage: Eukaryota; Metazoa; Chordata; Actinopteri; Clupeiformes; Clupeidae. Bases 68 to 979 code for a protein of 303 amino acids. Gene Ontology annotation, cellular component: mitochondrion; membrane. The record is from RefSeq and is a predicted model, not a curated record. The transcript has 10 exons.